AUGUCUUCUCUACGUAACGCAGUUCAAAGACGUAAUCAUAAAGAACGAGCACAACCACGCUCCAGGCAGAAAUAUGGAUUACUCGAGAAACAUAAAGAUUAUGUACUUCGAGCAAAAGAUUAUCAUGCAAAACAAAAAAGGCUCAAAAAUAUGCGAGAAAAAGCAUAUUUUAGAAAUCCUGACGAAUUUUAUUUUAAAAUGAUUAACAGCAACACUAAGGAAGGCGUUCAUGCAAUAGAACGUAAUUCAGCUUUUUCAGGAGAUAUGAUUAAAAUGUUAAAGUCUCAAGAUUUAAAUUAUGUUAAAACUCAACGUGAUCUCGGAAAUAAGAAAAUUGAAAAAAUCAAAAAUGAAUUACAUUUCAUCGAUCCAGAUAUUAUUCAAAAUGAUAUGGAAAUAGAUGAUGAGUCUUCAAAAGAAAAAAUUGGAUCAAAGCAACCUCAACAUAUAAUAUUCUUUGAUUCUAAGAAAGAAGCCAAAAAGUUUGACAUGGCAAAACAUUUUGACACUCUUCCUGAAUUGAUAAAUCGCAAGUUUAAUAGACCGCGUAUUAAAACAUUAGAAAAUGAUGUCAUUGUGACAUUAUACGAAAAUAAAUUAUUGAAAUAUCAAGAUCUUAAAGCUCGUAUAAACCGACAAAAUCAAUUGGAAAAAGUGGAGCAAGAGUUACAAAUUCAGAAAAAUUUGAUGGGAAAAGGGCGUAGAAUUAAAAUUGGUGUUGACAAGAACGGAUUACCAAUUUAUAGAUGGAAGAAUGAUCGGAAGAAGUGA
Scutellospora calospora is the source of this 771-nucleotide messenger RNA. NCBI's taxonomy places the organism in Eukaryota, Fungi, Glomeromycota, Glomeromycetes, Diversisporales, Gigasporaceae. The record is from the annotation of a GenBank genome assembly.